CCAACAAAAACAGAGAUUGGAGACGUUAUAUCCGAUAUCAAUGAACAAAGACUAUUUUUAUUGACAAUUAAAGACGUACAAAUUUCAGAUAGUAGGGAAAAAAAUGAAAGAAAAGAAGUCCUUUUUGUUUGGGUCACGUGACUCUUUGUUGCCGUCGUCCAAGGCGGCUCCAACAACAAGAUGGCGGCGCGCUGGAGCAGCGAGAAUGUGGUUUUGGAGUUCAGGGAUGCGCAGCCACACUAAACCAAAGUGUGACGGAUCGACACAGGAGCGAUUGAACUCUGACCGCUGUGUCGAAGCGCCUCGACGGCUCCUACGGCAGGCCGUGCUUCCUCAGCAGCUGCUGGAAGCACGGUGGCAGGAAAAAGUAACGUCAACAUUCACAGGACAGGGAGGAGAAAUUGCAGAUCAGACGUGCACAACCGUCACAGGAGGAAUUUUGGACCCUUCCUCUUUCCAUAAGGGUUGCCUUGAGGUCUUGCCACACCAUCUCAAUGGGGUUGAGGCGACCACCAUGUCCGUGGACUGCCUGGGCUCGCACGCCGUGCUUUCUGGGCGGCGUUUCCUGUACGUGGUCAACCUGGAGGCGCCGUCCGAGCAGGCGAGGAAGAUGUCUCGCCAGAGCAAGUGGGACGUGGGCACGGUCCAGUGGAACCCUCAUCGCUCUCAGGCACACGUCUUUGCCGCCUCGAGCAACCAGCGCGUGGACUUGUACUCGUGGAAGGACGGCAGAGGAAGCAUCCACACGUCACUGCAAGGGCACACGCGAGUCAUCAGCGAUCUGGACUGGUCGUGCUUCGAAGCCGAGUUCCUCGUCAGCAGCUCGGUGGACACGUACAUGUACAUCUGGGACAUCAGGGACACGCGCAAACCCGCUGUGGAUCUGGCUGCCGUUGCCGGCGCGUCACAGGUGAAAUGGAACCGCAGGAACCCCAACGUGCUGGCAUCCAGUCACGACGGAGACGUGCGCAUCUGGGACAGACGGAAACCCAACACGGCGUGCGAAUACGUGGCGGCGCACCUGUCCAAGAUCCACGGACUGGACUGGCACCCGGAGCACGAGUUCAUCCUGUCCACCAGCAGCCAGGACAACUCCGUCAGGUUUUGGGACUACCGGCAGCCCAGGAAGUACCUGAACAUCUUGUCGUGUCAGGUUCCUGUGUGGAAGGCCAGAUACACGCCCUUCUCCAACGGGCUGGUGACGGUGAUGGUUCCUCAGCUGCGGCGUGAGAACAGUCUCCUCCUGUGGUCCACGCUGGACCUCAACAGUCCGGUCCACGCCUUCGUGGGGCACGAUGACGUCGUCCUCGAGUUUCAGUGGAGGCCGCAGAUGGAAGGUUGUAAAGACUUCCAGCUGGUCACAUGGUCGAGAGAUCAGACACUGAGAAUCUGGAGGGUGGACCCGCAGCUCCAGAAGUUGUGCGCCAGCGACUUGCUGGAUGACCUGAUGGACGGCAUGUCUCUCAACAUGGAGACUGACAAGUCGCUGGCAUCCGACGAUUCUGAAGGACAACGCUCCAGAAUUCCUGUCGGGCAACAUCCGCACGAUCAAGACAGCGUCUCGAGUCCAGGCGGCAGUCAGGACUGUGCCGUGGCAGCGGCGGCUUCUUCGGGUCUGGCUCAGACGCUCCAGCAAGAAUUCUCUCUGGUCAACCUGCAGAUCAGGAAUGUCAAUGUGGAGAUGGACGCAGUGAACUGCAGCUGCGUGGUGUCAGCUCACUUCGGGAUUCAUCAGGUCCGACUGCUAAUGAAGUUCCCGGGGCAAUAUCCCAACAACAGCGCCCCCACCUUUCAGUUCAUCUCGCCGACUAGCAUCUCUGCCGCAAUGAAGACAAAGAUUCAAAAAAUCCUGACAGAUGUGUCCCUGCAGAAGGUUAAGAGGAACCAGAACUGUCUCGAACCUUGCGUCCGGAAGCUUGUGUCCUGUCUUGAGUCCGACAUGGAGGACAGUCCAUCCUCAGGACCGUUCGUGUUGUCCAAUCCCGUUGCUCCGACCCUGCAGGCCUUCCCGCGAGUCACCAACACCUACGGAUCCUAUCAGGACGCCAACAUUCCUUUCCCGCGCACGUCGGGGGCUCGCUUCUGUGGCACCGGCUGUCUGGUGUACUUCACCCGACCGAUCACCAUGCACCGCGCGGCCCCGCCCACCGAGCCAACGCCCAGGUCGUUGUCGGCUCUGUCGGCCUAUCACAGCGGCGUGUUGACACCCAUGAAGAUUCGCUCUGACUCUCAGAACGCACUCCGACUUUACAGCAGCAGCCCGACUCGACUCGACAAAGACACCGUGUCCAUUUCGUCGUUCUACUACAAAGAACGGAAAUCCCGGCGCUUCAAGACCAAAAGGGACGGGACGGACUACGGCGGCCGCUCCAUCAAGUUGGCGGGAAAGGUCAUCAUUCAGGAAAUUUCCUGUCUACUUCCCGUCCAUAAAGUUCUGGGAGAGAAUUACAUCCUGAACAUGCGUGACACCAAAGACACGUGUCAGAAGAACGCCGCCGCCGCCCUGGCCGCCGGACGCAGAGACGUGGCCAAGGUCUGGGCCCUGGCCUCGGCAGCGACCGGUCGAGGCUUGAGUCCCGACUCGGACCCGGACACGGACGCUCCCUGGGCGAGUCAUCCGUUUGGACGCCACCUGCUGGAGACGCUCGUGGACCACUACAGUCACAUGAGCGACGUGCAGACGCUCGCGAUGCUAUGCAGCGUCUUCACCGACGCGGACCCCGAGCCGACGCACGCGACUCCGCAAUCCCGCCAGGCUGGGCUCCCGCCGCACCCUCGCUAUACCGCCCUCGGCGAGUCGACGCUGACGUUCGGGGGUCGACUCGACCCGGAACACGCCAACGCCCGCAGCGACUCCCCUGAAGGCGGUCGCCACGGCAACCAGGGACACACAGACCCACGGGAACGAGAGUGCGAGCGACACGACAUGAACAAAAGUCUUUUGGACCCGAGCAACACGCCGCAGUUUGACGACUUCAAGAAAUGCUACGCUGAAAUUUUGUACCGCUGGGACCUCCGAGACAAACGGGCCGACGUGCUCAAGUUCGCUUCCUGCCCGCCCGAGCCGCACCAACAAGUCGAAUUGUGCGUGUUGUGCUGCCACUGCGGCAGUCCAAGUCGCAGCGCGCAGUGCGCGGCGUGCAAGCGUGUGAGCUUCCAGUGCGCCGUGUGUCACGUGGCUGUGCGAGGCUCCUCCCACUUCUGCCUCAGCUGCGGCCACGGCGGUCACACGGCUCACAUGAUGGACUGGUUCCGGAAGCGGGACCAGUGCCCGGCCGGCUGCGGGUGCCGCUGUCUGCAGCAGAGCAACUUCUGAGCGAUGCCAACCGUCUGGCACGUGGCCACCGGAGCAGACGCCUGACCGCUAACCUGACCGCGUGACUGCUCACGUGUGGGUCACAUGAUCUGACAUGCUGUCACGUCCUGUCAGGUGUUACGCGAGCCUCACAUUGUGGAGUGGAUGAAGAAUAGUCUGCCAAAUAAUAAAGACUUUUAUCACAAAA
Phyllopteryx taeniolatus (common seadragon) is the source of this 3503-nucleotide messenger RNA. It is a transcript of the gene wdr59, whose product is annotated as WD repeat domain 59. The record is from RefSeq and is a predicted model, not a curated record. Lineage: Eukaryota; Metazoa; Chordata; Actinopteri; Syngnathiformes; Syngnathidae. The transcript has 28 exons. Gene Ontology annotation, molecular function: protein binding. Bases 104 to 3316 code for a protein of 1070 amino acids.